CUAAAUACAAACGUUUAUUUAGGGUGACCCAAAACGAGUAACUUGUGUCUUGUUUUAUUUGGAAGGAAUAUAGGAUUUGUCUCCCUAUUCAUAUUAAGAAGAAAAUCCCAUAAGUUUUUUUUUAAUUUUACCUUUUCCCUGGAUAUUCUGCCACUCUCACUGUCAAGGAGUCCCCGCAUUUAUCCAUUUGGGAACCAUGUAUAAUUUUGCUAGUUUAGAAAAAUAUCAUUAUAAUUCAUCUAAUAGAAGAUGUCAUUAUAAUUCUCAUGCCAUGCUCUGGUCCCGGGUUUCUUCCUGUGGUCUUCUAGCGCUAGAAGUCGUGUCCGUCCCGACAUCUGCAACGUCCUCUCACACCUUUCUUGAGGGGACAAACAAAGAUCAGGACAAUUCCCAGGGUGUGACAGGCGGUGUGUACAGGGCCUGGGUACAUAUUCACCGUGGCAUGCUGAUCCGCGAUUACUAGCGAUUUCAACUUCAUGUUCCCAAGUUGCAGAGAACAAUCCGAACUGAGGUAAUCUUUUCGGAUUCGCUCUGACUUACAGCCCUGCUUCCUAUGAUCAUUGCCAUUGUAGCACGUGUGUGGCCCAGCCCAUAUCUCGGAGACAAUUGGACCCACGUACAAACCCGUGUAUUUCCACAGGGUAUUUUGUAUUGGAAAAAGUAUACUUUGACUCCCUCAACUAUGGACCGAGUAUGAAACAUGCCCUCCAACCACAAAACCGGGUAUAUCACAUCCCUCAAUUGCUUAAACCGGUGCAAAUCAAUUACCAGGCAGUAUUGUGGGUGGUUUCGUCCGACGUGGCGGAUUGACCUCGGUCAAAAAGCCGAGUCAGCACGAGUUUCAGUUAAGGACGCGUGAACUCCUCCUGCUCUCUUUGUCGCACGUACAGAUCAAGUAAAACCCUAGAAGUGCUGGGGCGACGAGAAAGGUGAGAAGAAGGCGACACUGGGGGUGGCAAGGGAGGGCGUCGCAGCGGUCGGUUUGGUCAGCCAAAGCUGGAUCUGUGUAGGAAACCCUAGUGGUGCAGCCAUGAACGUACUUGACACUCUUGCAGUGCGGUUUCAUUUCAAGGGAACUUUUGUUGUGCAAGGCAAAGAGAAGAGUUAUUGUGGUGGGAGGGAGGCAAUGUCUUACAUAGACCGAGAUAAGGUGUCCCUUCGUGAGUUAGUAGGACAUCUACGAGACCACUACGAAGUAAUGGAUGGCACGCUUCUUCACUGGUUGGUGCCUGGGGAGAGCUAGAUGAUGGGCUUCGGGCAUUAGUAGACGACAAGGUGUGCAAUUUCAUGUCGGACUGCAUUUGUGUGGGAGGUGUGGCUGAGAUAUAUGCAGAGGAGCCAAUUGUGGUUGAUGUUUCAGAUUGUGAACCAGAUUUGCAAGGUAUACAUGAGCAGAAAGAACAUGGUGCUAUCCAAGGAUUGGAAGACAAUGUUGAGUCUGAGAAGAGGCUGGUUGUUUACAAACAACAAGAAGAGAUGCUUAAUUUUGAGGCAGAAGAUGAUAGUGAUACAGACAGUAAUUACAUUCCUGGGGAUGAGUCUGAAUCAGAUGAAGGGAAAGAGGCUGAGAACAUCAAAAAGCGGUACAAACAGCUGAUGAAGAAGAUAAAGGCAGGCGAAGCAAACAUUCUGGAUGAUGUUGUUUUUGAGGGGUAUAAAACCAAUCCAGUCAUGUAGGAUGGUGCUGAAGAAGGUGGUAACGAAGAAGGUGACUCUGAUGAGUCCAUAGAGGAGAUAGGCAGUGAUGGUGAGGUUACUAUUAGAGCAAGCAAUUAUGCAAGGUUCAAGGAGGAUUCAACUGUUCCACAUUUUGAACUUGGGAUGAAGUUUAACUCCAAAGCUCAGUUCAGGACAGCCAUUACAAGAUAUGCCUUGAGUGAAAUAAAGGUGAUCAACUUCAUCAAAAGUGAUCCAAAAAGAGUGAGAGCAAAAUGUGACUGGCCCAACUGCCCUUGGGUAUGUUUGUUGUCAAAGACUUCAAGGUCUGACAGUUGGCAGAUAGCUACUCUGGACAAUUGUCAUGCAUGGCCCCCCAGAAGAGAUAAUAAGCUUGUGACCUCAAGGAGGAUAGUUGAGAAGUAUGGCAAGUUUAUAUUUGCCAACCCUUCAUGGAACUUGGCACACAUGAAGGCUACGGUGCAAGAGAUGUCUGAAAAGAGCAAAGCAAUUAGUGAUGAAGGCAGCAUUAGAUGCAACUAAAGGGCAGUACCAAAAGUUGUAUAGUUAUUAGCUAGAGCUUCUUAGAAGUAAUCCAGGCAACACAGUGGUUUUGAACAGAGUGGUGGGAAUGGAUCCACCUGUAUUCAAGAGAAUAUACAUAUGCUUAGGUGCACUGAAGAAAGGAUUCCUAGCAGGUUGCAGGAAAGUUAUAGGGCUUGAUGGUUGUUUCUUCAAGGGUGCAACUAAUGGAGAGUUGAUUUGUGCUCUAGGAAGGGAUGCAAAUAAUCAAAUGUAUCCAAUUGCUUGGGCAGUAGUUCACAAAGAAAACAAUGAGGAAUGGGACUGGUUCAUGGAUAUAUUGAGUACUGAUUUGCAUGUUGGUGAUGGAGAAGGGUGGGUCUUCAUUUCAGACCAACAAAAGGGGAUUCUCAAUGCUGUUCAAAAAUGGGCUCCAAUGGCUGAAUAUAGAAAUUGUGCUAGACACAUCUAUGCCAACUAGAAGAAGCACUUCCAUGACAAAGAAUACCAAAAGAAGUUUUGGAGGUGUGCCAAAGCUCCUUGCACCAUGCUGUUCAAUUUGGCAAGGGCACAGCUGGUGCUGGUCACUCAUGCAGGAGCACAAGCCAUCUUGAACACACAUCCCCAACAUUGGAGUAGAGCCUGGUUUAAGGUAGGUUCAAACUGUGAUUCUGUAGAUAAUAAUUUGUGUGAAUCAUUUAACAAGUGGAUCCUAGAGGCAAGAUUCUUCCCAAUUAUAACCAUGCUUGAGACAAUUAGAAGAAAAGUAAUGGUUAGGAUCAAGGACCAAAUAACAAACUCCAAUAGAUGGAACACAGUUAUUUGCCCUGGUAUAUUAAAGAAGUUGAAUGUUUACAUUGCUGAGUCUGCAUUUUGUCAUGCAAUAUCAAAUGGGGCUGAGACAUAUGAGGUGAAACAUCAUGAGCAUAGAUUUACAGUGCAACUAGACAAAAAGGAAUGCUCAUGCAGGUAUUGGCAGCUAUCUGGAUUGCCUUGCCCUCAUGCUAUUGCUUGCAUAUUCUAUAAGACUAGUCAACUUGAUGGUUACAUUGCUGACUGCUACUCAGUGGAAACAUUUAAGAAGAUUUAUGCACAUUGCCUACAGCCACUAGAAGGGAUGAGCUCUUGGCCAGAGGAUGGUAGACAGCCACUAAAUGCUCCUGGGUACAUCAAGAUGCCAGGAAGGCCAAAGACAGAGAGGAGAAGAGAGGCUCAUGAACCUGCCAAAGCAACCAGGGCAAGCAAGAUUGGAACAAUCAUCAGAUGUAGGAAAUGCAAGCAAGUAGGCCACAACAGAUCUACUUGUGAUAAGCAUAAUGGUGUAGGUAGUACCAUUUCAAUGCUUCAGCAAGUUCCAAACCCAGACCAACAUAUAGUGCUAUCAAACACACCACAGAGCUCAACUCAAAGCAGGAAGAGGAAGUCAGCUGCAUCUGCCACCAUCAGUGCUGCAAGCAUGCCAAAGACAAAAAUUCCUAGCAACCAAAAGGCAUUCCAAGUUGUUAGGGUCAAUGCAACAGCAAGAGUUGCAACACAUCAAGGUGGUUCCGCUACUGUCAAUUUGCAAGCCAUUGUACUAGGAUCUCAGGGAUCGACAAGUGCAUCAGUACAGAUCAAGUCUGGGAAAGCUUCUGUUUCUGUAUCAGCUCAAGAACCAGGAAAUGGCAAGGGAAAGAAACCUACUCCUGGUCCACUGCUACUUAUACCUCCAUGGGAAUCUGCCAAACUAUGAUGCCAUUUGUUGAAGGCUGUGAUGUCAUCUGUUGCAAACUGUGUUGCCAUUUGCUAUGUUAUGUUAUGUGUAAUAUUCUAAGGCAUUAUAUUGCCAGACUUGAAGUUCCUAGGAUGUUUUGCAAGACUUAAUGCUAGACUUCUGUGUGAGUUGCCAGACUUCAUGUUAGGUUCUGAGGCAUUAUAUUGCCAGACUUGAAGUAUGUGUGCUGCUAUAUGUCAUGUAAUGUAAGACUUAUGUCCAGACUAUGGCUGAUUUAGUGAUGUAAUUGCCAGACUUAAAGGCAAGAUAUUAAGUGUUACAUUCCGGACUUAUUGCAUAUUAUUAUGUGAUGAAUUGCCCAACUU
Molecule: messenger RNA, 4257 nt
Organism: Oryza brachyantha (malo sina)
Lineage: Eukaryota; Viridiplantae; Streptophyta; Magnoliopsida; Poales; Poaceae
Exons: 4
Coding region: 2726-3910 (394 amino acids)
Molecular function (GO): zinc ion binding
Source: RefSeq, a predicted model, not a curated record